GUGCACGGAAUCGGUCGUCGGGAAAUAAAGGAAAUUCGCCGCCUGUCAAUCUCCGCAGAACACCAACACAUUCACUCUCGGCAGCGAUUUCUCUCUUUCUCACCACGAACGAAGCAGGGGGGUUGUUCUCUUUAGCUGGAAUAUGUCAAUACUGGCUGCUCUGCUGGUGGUUGGUGGAAAUCGCCAUUGAAACUUUGCUAAGCUAAUCCUAGCCGAGAAUCCCGUCGCGUACGGUCGGUCGGGUUGUCUUUUUCUCUGGGAAAAGUGCGAAAAUUUGGGAAAGUGCGUUUCUCCUCAGUGUUAAAAGUGUGAUAAUUGGUUUCUUCCAACACGAUUGAUCACUGAUUGGAAGGUUGUGUGUUGGCAGACGGAAUCGGGAAAAAGGAAAAUCACAAGGCAAAAAGUGCACAAUACAGUGCAGAAGGAGGACUCUGCCCCUUCACGAGUUCGCGGUGCUCGGCUCUCGGCGCUCCGACAGUUCUCCUCACACGUAGGAAUAUUGAUUUUUCAAAUAAGGUGGAGGAUUCAAGACAUUGAAUACGAGUGUUUUGAAGAGUUUUAAAGUACGACUCGAGCUGAAAGGAUACAAAAUAGUUGCAAGAUGUUGGAAAUCCCAGGAUUUGGCAGUCAUUGAUCACGGUGUGGAAGAUUUUCCGAUGUUUCUCGACUGUUAGUGUUCAUCAAUGAAGUCAAAUAUUCCGUGUGGUUAUAGUUGAAAGCUAAGAAGAAAAGCGGUGAAAUUCGUGACUAGUUUCAGAAAGCUAUUUCGUAGAAAGGGAAUACCAUCGUGGGAGGCUGGUUAAGCGAUUUGAAAACGGCCAACUAAGAUCUGUAUCUAGAAAAAAAAUGAGCAGAGAAGUGCAAAAGGAAAAUAGUACCCCAUCCAACGAGGCCCAUCAAUAUGUGGGGCCAUAUCGUCUGGAACGAACGCUGGGGAAAGGUCAAACUGGCCUCGUGAAAUUAGGAGUGCAUUGUGUCACCGCUAAAAAAGUAGCAAUUAAAAUUAUCAACCGAGAAAAGCUCAGUGAAUCAGUGCUGAUGAAAGUGGAACGAGAAAUAGCUAUAAUGAAACUAAUUGACCACCCACACGUCCUUGGCCUGACGGAUGUUUAUGAAAAUCGGAAAUAUUUAUAUCUGGUGCUGGAGCACGUUUCCGGUGGUGAGCUGUUCGAUUAUCUGGUGAAGAAGGGCCGCCUUACGCCAAAGGAGGCGCGGAAGUUCUUCCGGCAAAUCAUCUCCGCGCUGGAUUUCUGUCACUCGCAUUCAAUAUGCCAUCGAGAUCUGAAGCCGGAAAAUCUGCUGCUGGACGACAAGAACAACAUCAAAAUAGCUGACUUUGGAAUGGCCUCACUGCAACCCGCGGGAUCGAUGCUGGAAACAUCGUGUGGUUCUCCGCAUUAUGCCUGCCCGGAAGUGAUUAGGGGUGAGAAGUAUGACGGCCGUCGGGCGGAUGUUUGGUCCUGCGGUGUGAUCCUGUACGCUCUGCUGGUCGGUGCGCUGCCCUUCGACGACGACAACCUGCGACAGCUGCUCGAGAAAGUGAAACGAGGGGUGUUUCAUAUUCCACACUUUGUGCCACCCGACUGCCAGAGCCUUCUCAAGGGCAUGAUUGAGGUGAACCCGGAGAAACGAUUGACGUUGUCCGAAAUCAACAAACACCCCUGGGUAACCGCUGGCGGUAAGGGGGAACUGGAACUCGAGCUGCCCAUGAUGGAAGUCGUCCAAACGCACGUAAUCCCAACCGCCUCCGCCGUGGAUACGGACGUUCUCAAUGCAAUAUGCUCCCUAGGAUGUUUCAAGGAAAAGGACAAACUAAUCCAGGAGCUACUUAGUCCAAAUCAUAACACGGAGAAGGUGAUCUACUUCCUACUACUAGAGAGAAAACGACGACGACCGGCUGUGGAAGAUGACGAAGACGUACUCAGACCUCGGAACGACAUUAUCGAAAUUGCCGAUCCGCCACGGAAACGGCUGGACACCUGCAGGAUCAACGGUAGCAGUAGUCUCUCCUAUGGUCAGAUUAGCGAAGGAUCUCCACUGACCUCCCGGCGGCAGACGUUCAACAAUGGCCGUAGCCACAGUAGCAGUAGACGAUCUCCAUCAUCCGUUCCUAUGUCGCGAAGCUCAUAUCAAAGCCCUACCCGAGGGGUUGUCGUCAAUUCCAGUCAACCACUCUCUCAACUGCAUCCUCCAUCAUCUCCAAAUUCGGUAGUGAAUCGACAUGCCAACUACGCCAGUCGAGAUCGAAAAUCGCAGAUGAUCGAUCCAUCGUCACCAGUCCACCAUCGAGCCAACUCAGGGCCGGCGAUAACCGUAGGCCUUUUUUCAGAAACCGAUUCUAAUAAUAUGACAUCCUCAAUAAACGCAAUCCCUGGAUCACCGAUCCUAGGCAGCCCACAGCAGUUGUCGGCCGUGAACACUGGCAGUCAGCUGUGGAAGACAAGGCUGACAAACAUCAAGAACAGUUUUCUCGGUAGCCCCAAGUUCCAUCGAAGGAAACUUCAAAUUUCCACCGAAGAAGUGCAUCUUACUCCAGAGUCAUCACCUGAGCUGACGAAAAAGUCCUGGUUUGGCAACCUAAUGACUACGGAAAAGGACGAAACUUUUACAGUGCUCGUCAAGGGCAAGCCUCUGGCGACGGUCAAAGCUCAUCUUAUCCAUGCCUUUUUGUCGAUGACCGAAUUGUCCCACAGCGUCCUGUCACCGAUGUCGUUCCGGGUGGAGUACAAGCGCGGUAGCACUGGGCCCACCAUGUUCCAGCGGCACGUGCGGAUACAGGUCGAUAUCAAUACGAUCUGCAAGCAGGGCGAUGUGAACGAUAUGCUGUUCGCCAUCACGUUCACGCUGAUCUCUGGCAACAUUCGUCGCUUCCGACGUAUCUGCGAGCACAUUCAGGCGCAAGUAUGUUCGAAGCGCUAUCCGGCGGCGCUGGCGAGUCCAACGAAUCAACACAACAACAAGGUUUCCACGACAACGGUCGCCGAGAGCAUAUCGUGCGGCUCGGAUUCCAGUGACCGGGUCAACUACAACAAACACGAAUCGGACAUAGAGCCGGAGACGUUCUACGACAAUUCCAGCCUUGGUAAGGCUCGACGUUCAUCAGCCACAUCAUCCAACAAAAAUUCGGUAUCGUCCGACGAGAUCGAAAUUAAAACCGUGCGAUCAAGCUCCGAGUCAACCGAACGCGACCGUGAGCGAACCACCGAACGGACGGCGGCAAUGUCCGGUAGUGCGCUAGUAUGAGAGUUAUUUCUCUGAUAGGAUUUACCGAACACCAUUUCCCUCGACGGUGACGAUUCGGUCGAGUCCCAGUCCAAAAAUGUGCCGCUUCAACAACAGCAGCCAGAACCCUCGUCACCGUCGGUGGUGGCGGCAGAUGCAGAACCUACUAGCGACACUAUUACGCUAUCCGUAUCUACUGCUAGUACUGAUCCUUUUGCUCCUACCAGCGAUUCCACGCGCUUUGUCCAACCUAACACAACGAGUGAUGAAACCACAGAUCAGGUCUCAAACUAAGCAACAAAGCAGGCGAGCGAGUAGGCGAGUUUGCCGAGCGGAGGUAAAACCCUAAGCCAAAUGAGGAAUAACACCUAACUGCAACUAUAAGCCUAUGAAGGAAACACUAGAGCUCUUAUCAAGCAUAUGUAUUUUCAUUUCAUAAACCUGUUUGAUCUCCAAAUCCGAUCCACAUAAGUAGAAAAUCCCCUCCAUUGAGACAUACCGAAGGAAUUGAUUUUCGACAUUCAAAACUCAUCCAUCGCCCGAAUCAUGACAAAAGAUGAACCUAUGAUCUCCGGAAAGUUGAAAGCGAGCUCCAAACGACAAGCAGGACUUUAAGUCAAUUCGGCUUUAUAUAACGUGUUAAGGUGUAACUAAAUCAUUUUCAAUUUCUACCAUAGUUAUUGGAAACGUAUUCUCUAACCUAAAACUUUUCAGCGCAAGAUCAAAAAAAUAAUUAUUAGUAAAACACACAAAAUUUGAAAGACUUGGGUAAACCAAAACCAUAAAUUAAUAACGCAAACAGGGUUGGUAAGGUUUAAAGUACGUAGAUCCGAAACAGGCAAAACACAGACAAAAAGCAGACCGAAAUACUCGUUAACAUAGUGGAGAAGAUAAUACCGGCACGAAGUUGGAAGGAAAGUUGUAGCAAAGUUUUUAAUAGACAAAACCGUUCACCAAACAAAGCAAACUAGCCAAUUUUACCACAAACGUCAUAUUUACUGCAAUUAUGAUAACGCAUCGAAGUAAACCAGCUACUACCAUGCGCUGAUUAACAUAGUUGACUUUGAAUCAUGCAUGCUACGCACAUUCAUACACACAUACAGAAUCGAAAUAUAUAAAUGAACAACAGCUGCACGAACACACAAACACACAUUGAUACACACACACACAUGAACAUCAAAAUAAACAGUGCGAAACAGGAGGAGCAACUGGCUAACUACAUAGGAUCAAGGUUCGAUCACUUAUUUAUUUGGUAAAUCCGAUUCUGAACGAUUUUAUACGAUCUUAUCAAACAAAGGGAGAAUUCAGAUUUCAACAGUACUGAAACAAUAGCAAGAAAAGCUUGAACAUACGACAAAAUAUGCGAAACAAGGACAGUUAUCCGUAAAUAAAAUAAAAUCACAACUGUAAACAAAACCACAUUUAACAUGCAAUUAUAGGAGUGGAAUUGCUUUUUUCGACACUAUUUUUUUUUUCAAUUACUAAUCUAUCGUAAAUACUCCACAGCUUUUGAGAUGAUAUAAUUUUUGGCUUGUGCAUUUCGCUUUAGUGAAAACAACCAUGACACAGAUUGUCUGAGUAAGAAGGGAGAAAAUCAAACAACUAAACGCUUAUUAGUUUUUACGCUAAAACAAUGACACUAGAAAUACAAAAUACAAUGAUUGAUAAUGUCGGCUUAUCUAGAUAAAAAAAAAACAACAACCGUAAUCCAAAGGUGGUAAAAUAUACUCAAGCUAAGUUUCGAGUAAAUUACAAACACAGAUAUUAAUCAAAUACCGCUUAGUUAGUAUAAACUUUCAACCUCAUUCGGAGAGAGGAGUAACGAAACCAAAUCCAUGACACGCGUUUAGAAAGUCAAAGUAAUAAACAAAUACAUUCACCCCGACACACAUACAGACAAACACACAGAAGAGCAGCGAACUACUAGAACUUGAAAGCAUUUCACUCACUUUCUUAUGAACAAUGAAACAUCUGACGAAUAAUUGCGAAGGCAUUUUCCAUGUAAAUCAACUUGCAAUUUUCGAAAAUAAAAAUGCUAACAACCAAAUGAAGUACAUCACAAUAACUUCAACGUCAACUUUCUCUUGGGAGAACGAGAAAAGACAAAGCGAGCGCUGCUAGGAGCAGCCAUCUUGAAAACAUUCCGGAGAAAACGAUCAAGUUAUUAGGGUAACAAUUGUAAAUUAUAUCUGAUUGUGCUAUGAAAAAAACCAAACAAACAAUAUGAAAGUCUUACUCAUUCUAAUAAGUGGAAAGAAAGCAAACUGCAGAGGACAAUUGUGUAAAAUUUCAACAUUGAUGAUGCAAAGCAAAACUUAAACAAUUCUGAGCUAAAAUAAAGCAGAACAGGAAGCAUUAGAAGAUAGGUAAAACAAAGCAAGAAAUAAGAAAAAGAGCCGGAAGUGCAAUGUACGAUUGAUUGGUUGAAUGAUGUGGAAUGAAAUCGAGGCAAUGUUGUUUAAAUAAUCUUAAUUUUGAAAGCAACCAAUAACAACAACAACCACACAAACAAACCAAAUGAACGCAGUGGGAAAAGUAAAACAGAAAACACAUGCAAGAAAGGGUAAGAGCAAACCAACACUGUAAAAUUGAAUACCAUGUUUUGUAAAGAUAAGUAUUAUUGUUCUCUAAUGAAGAAGAAAAGAAAACAGAAAAAUAUACAUUUGCGACAUACACAUGCCAUGAAAGCAAAGAAUGAAA
Ochlerotatus camptorhynchus is the source of this 5922-nucleotide messenger RNA. RefSeq names its product sugar-free frosting (gene sff). Lineage: Eukaryota; Metazoa; Arthropoda; Insecta; Diptera; Culicidae. The transcript has 14 exons. The record is from RefSeq and is a predicted model, not a curated record. Gene Ontology annotation, molecular function: ATP binding; tau-protein kinase activity; protein serine/threonine kinase activity. Gene Ontology annotation, cellular component: cytoplasm. Gene Ontology annotation, biological process: microtubule cytoskeleton organization; intracellular signal transduction; protein phosphorylation. The coding region runs from base 847 to 3243 and encodes 798 amino acids.